CCAAAGCGGGCGCAUCGCCUCGGCCGCCGUUGGCAGCCGAUGACGCAACCAUCGGUGACACAUGGACAAAGUCGGCAGAGCCUGGCAUAAUCGGCGUGGAGAUGACCUGGACAGAGCUCCGUGCAGUGACAGGCCGUGAGAUCCGCUUCAGCUCCUUGGCAUGCGACAGCGGCAUCAGCGGCGGGUCAGUCGCGCGCCUCUUCCCGCCACCGCCGCCGUAUUUCUUUAGCUGGCGCUUCAGGCUCCGGCUCGUCAGAUUCUCGGUCUUGCUGCGCAAAAACUCCCACCCACGACGGAUCUUGCUCUUGUGCUGCGGGGCUGGAAACGGCACGUACACGUCGCGCAGGCUGAUGGUUGGGAAUCUCGCUCACAGACGCGUUGAUGCUCGACCCGAAGCACGACUGGCUCGGGCUUGCUAGAGACGACCCGGUGGUUGGCCGUGUGUGCGAGAUGGUUGCGCGUGCAAGCUCAGCCACCAGCGAGUCCACU
Messenger RNA from Linderina pennispora, 489 nucleotides. RefSeq lists its product as uncharacterized. The transcript has a single exon. The coding region runs from base 102 to 419 and encodes 105 amino acids. NCBI's taxonomy places the organism in Eukaryota, Fungi, Kickxellomycota, Kickxellomycetes, Kickxellales, Kickxellaceae. The record is from RefSeq and is a predicted model, not a curated record.